AUGUUGCCAUUAUCAACUGCCUUCAUUGUCGCUUUUACACUUGGAUCAGGAGUGGUCUCGGGUCACCGCGGAUGUGGUGGAGCAGAGCUGAGAUCGCUGCAAUCGAGAGGGAUUGUCGGUCGUCAAGUAACGGACGAGGCAAGUGCCGCCCAGAGUACAGAUCCCUCAACAGAAUGUGUCGCCUACUCAUAUCAACCCGUCACCGAUAUCAAAUCCUCCUUCCCUACUAUAUGGCAGACCGCCACCCUGGUGUCUGGUGACACCGAGGCUUCAGACCUCUUCGCCAGCAUUAAUGCUACUGUGAACUCAAAACUCCCUACCAUAUCCCCAAAAGGGAUCAAUGCGGACAAGACUACAGUACCGGAGCCUGAAACAUGGGGAUUAGGAUUUGAUGAUGGACCCAAUUGUAGUCACAACGCCUUUUACGAUUUCCUUCGGGACGCUGGCCAGAAGGCGACUAUAUACAUGACUUCCUUUACAAACGAGGAAGCCUUUGCAGAGCUCUAUUACACAAGGAAGGCGAUCAAAGAAGUUCUCGGGGUCACCCCAACCUGUUGGCGUCCUCCAUACGGUGACGUUGACAAUCGGAUACGUCUCAUUGCUCAGGAACUCAACUUGACCAACUACGUCUGGUCGGAUGACUCGGAGGACUGGAGAGCCGGUGCAACUGGCUCAAAUGUCACAGAGGCCGAUGUCACCGCAUAUUACCAAUCUGUCGUCAGCAAGGUCUCUAACGGUACCUACAGUACCAGUGGACCGAUGGUUCUUACUCACGAAUUGACCAAUUUCACUAUGUCCGAGUUUAUGUCACAAUACGCCAGUAUUAAGGCCGCGUUCAAGUACAUUGUUCCCCUUGCCAGUGCUUUCAAUGUGACUCAGCCAUAUGUGGAAACGAACGUUACAUAUCCUGAUUUUAGCACAUACACGAACCAAUCAUCCUCCAGUAGUUCUUCCGCUUCUUCUUCAUCAUCGAGCGGAACGAGCGCUGCCGUCAGUGGAAGCGCCAGCGCUGCUGCUGGUACAGGCUCUGCGGCCAAAAGUUCAGCAUCUUGCAGGCGGACUGCUAGAGGAUCGGCGAUCGUCUUCGGCGUCUCUGUUGUAGGUUGGUUAUUAUCUCAGUGA
Molecule: messenger RNA, 1122 nt
Organism: Kwoniella shivajii
Lineage: Eukaryota; Fungi; Basidiomycota; Tremellomycetes; Tremellales; Cryptococcaceae
Exons: 7
Coding region: 1-1122 (373 amino acids)
Biological process (GO): carbohydrate metabolic process
Cellular component (GO): membrane
Molecular function (GO): chitin deacetylase activity
Source: RefSeq, a predicted model, not a curated record